AAGGGGGGACUGUAAUACCUAUUCCGGGACUAGUGUAGACGGGGACGGACAGCCGAUAAAAGACAAGCAAUUGUUAUUUUUUACCCGGAGUAAAUAGGAAAACAUUUAAGACAAAAUACAGGGUCAUUACAUCUCGCUGAAAAGCGCUACGGAAGCAUGUGGUUGCUGCAACGAGGAACAAAAAAAUGUAUUUCGGAUUUCUGAUACAAUGUAGCCAGCUAGCUGUAGAUAGCUAGUUAUAUUAUUAGCUAGCAAGCCAGCGAAAGCUACGAAUGUCUUGAUGUCAAUGUUAGCUUUACCACCAACUUGUGGUAGCGGAAAGGAUCUUUCAAGAAGAACUGAACAACCUGGAGCUUUGGAAACUCGUCGGAUAAAAUCUGAUAUCUGCGAUGACUCUACAAGACAUUAAUUGGCUGCUUCAGGUCACCCUGUUCCUCGCUUCCUUGCUCAUUGUGCUAGCCUGGCUGGUACAGUAUUCGCGGGCCAUACUACGUUCACGGAGCCGGAGUGUGCGCCACCGGGAGCAUGACGAAACUGCUUGGUCGCUGCCGGAGAGCUUGUCUCACCAGAUCCGCGCAGGAGGCGUAUGGGGCACGUUGUUGAAGUUGAGGUUUGGGCGCAACGGGGGCGGAGGUGAUUCAGGGGCAGGAGUGAAAGGAUUGCUGUCGUCGCUCUUCUCCUUCCGGUCCUUCAGGGAGAAUUGGCUGCGGGCGUGGGUCCGGGCACUCAACGAGCAAGCUUUUAGAGAUGGGAGCUCAAUCCAGAUCACAUUUGAUGAUAGCCUCCAGCUCCCAUCAACUGCCUCGAUCAGUCAUGUGACCUGCACGGAACAAUCAGCACACAACAUGGUUUUACAGUGCAGCUGUGAAGUUGACACGGUAACAUUCCCUGUGAGUGUCACUCAGCAGUCACCUGCAGCAGUUUCCAUGGAUACGUACCAAGUCACCAUUGCUCCAGCGCAGGUCCAGUUGGUGGUGUGUCUGGAGGAAGUGGAGGAAGAGGGUUUGCUGGUGUCCUGGACGUUCUCCCAGCAGCCCUUGCUUGAUCUGUCCGUUAAACCCCGCAGAAUGCAGAGAGAGGCAAAUGAUGGGGGCAAUGAACAAGUGGACGUGAACACGAUCGCGGAGCUGGUGGAGGACACCUUGUUCAGCACGCAGCCUGCCAUGAUCGUCAACCUGAAGGCCUGUGUGUCCAGCCCUGUGACCUCAGGAGAAAGGCUGAUUCGGGGCAUGAGUUCCCCUUCUCGGGGGAGCCCUGUGCAGAGGCUUCUAGUACGACAGCUCCGAGCAGCAAACGUGAAAGCGCGUACCCAAUCAGGAUGGAUGGAGCUGUGCUGUGCCCUUGAUCUGAUCCCGCCCACUCAGGAAAGGAGGACCCGCUUCCUGCCCCCACCAUCCAGCUCAGGGGCGGAGCUUGAAUGGAGCGAGGACAUCACGCUGAAUCUGGGCCAGGAUACCAAGGAACUUCGAAUUAGACUGGUGGAGCGCAACAGCAAAGGGGAACAGUUCCUUCCUGGACACGCCUCCCUUCCCCUGGACCUGCCACAAAGGAGUCCUAUUGGGCGACACGUGCUUUCAGUCAAUCCAGGGCAAGGUUUGCCAUCCACUGGCACUGUAAUCUUUGAGCUGCUGUUUCUGGAGCCAGGCGACCCCCGCGGUGGUCAGGGAUCUGCUGGCCUGCGCUCCUCACUCACCCCAACCAAAAAAGUGGAGAUGGACCGCACCAUCAUGCCUGACGGUACCAUCGUCACCACAGUGACUACCAUUCAGUCGCGACCCAAACUGGACCGCAAACUAGAGUCUCCCACUUGCUCUCCGUCCAAGGUGGAGGUCACAGAGAAGAAAUCGACUCUCCUCACAGACAGUUACUCAAGCAGCGUCAGUCCGACCCUCAGCUCGGACAGUCACCUUUCCAACGGGCUGGACCCUGUGGCCGAGACUGCUAUUAGACAGCUGACUGAGUCCUCCAGCAAGGCAGUAAAGAAGACGCCCACUAAGAGGAGCACACUCAUAAUAUCUGGGGUGUCAAAGGUCCCCAUAGCGGAGGAUGAUGCAGCACUGUCGAUUGGCUACGCUGCGUCCAUGGACGCUGCCCUGCUGGAGGACCGCUCCCCGGGAGCCCUCAACCACUAUGGCGCCAGCUCCCACGGGCCCGUGCAGCAUGACCCCGACGAGACCACACCCUCUGACAUCUCAGAAAGGCCCUCUGUGGAUGACGUGGAGUCGGAAACAGGCUCUACAGGGGCACUGGAGACCCGCAGUCUCAAAGACCAUAAAGUGGGCUUCCUCCGCAGUGGAACCAAGCUGCUGUUUCGCCGGAGACAUCGGCAGAAGGACCCUUGUCUCAGCCAAUCGCACGAGGAUGUCUCCAACCUGGGCAACGGCUCCGCCGUGCACAAGAAGUCCGGAAGCUUCUCUCGCCGCCUGAUCAAACGCUUUUCCUUCCGUUCCAAGUCCAAGGGGAAAGCGAGCAGCAACGGAGGGGCAGGCACGUCCGAGAACUGAAUGCGGAGAGGACUGGGGGGCUGUUGAGAAUGCUGGCGGGAGAGAUGUGGGAUCGGCCCGCAGUUUGUGACGGGUGCGGUUGUCCAGCCCGCCAAACACAGCAACCCACGUGGCCCAACUGUGCGAGAACUUCGGACAGAGUACACUGGGGCCGUGGAAAUCAAUGUGCAGGGAUGUGCACGGUCAGCAGGAAGACUACUUUCCCAAAGUCCUAUUCACAUUGCACCAGCUCCCGGCAAAAUCAAUGGCCCCCUUCCCACAACUGUACUUGUGGUUUAAUAUGAAAGAUAACCGAAAUCGUGUGCUGGCACUUUUUUCCCCUUACAACAGUCUGUAAACAGUUGCACAACUUCCUAUGCUAAGGUCACAACAAUUAUUGAAAAUUUAGCAAGCUAGCAUUGCUAUCAGUUUAAGACUUUGCUAGCAUAUUGUAAUUGAAUUUUCUGCUGCUUUGGUGCAUUAAUAUGAGCCGUCCACUUUUAAAUUAUAGCGGUACAUCAUUCUAAAAAGUAUACAAAUACCAUCUGAAAGAUGAACUGAAAGUUUACAUGUACCUUUGUGAUAACAUUGUGUUCCUUACAAAACUCUGCUGAAAUGCAAUCGAAAAAUUAAGGUUAUGCACAUUGUUUUGCUAAAAUGCAACCUACCUCCAUAUCACAAAGCCAUUUGCUUGGAAAAUCUCCUUGUGUGAAACAUUACAUGCAGUUAACCACAAAUUAGUAGCUUUUUGCUGGUGAAAUUUGAAUUGACACAUGCAACCUAUUUGCUAAAAAUUAUUUGGCACUGUUCUCUGUUGCAGAUGGGCGUCAGAGAGCAUUGUUGGAAUUUUCAAAGUGAAAGUGCCAUCGUAAAUGAGAUUUAGGAGAAGACCUGUUAAAUUGCACUAAAAUAUGUAGAGAGGGGAAGGGGUAUAGCAGAGCAACAGAGCACUUUUUAUUCUGCAGGAGGCCUGAAAUUUCUUCCAUUGCAUUUCGUUUAGAUAACAAGAGAGCCCGGUGCAGCAUUGUGGAGGAAAAAUCUGCUUUAAAGGCAUUGCUUUUAAAAGUACAGGAAAUCCUUGUUUUUUUCUCUUCAGACAGCCAUAGAUCACCCCUUUUCCUGGCUGUCUCUCUCUAAGUCUCUCGCGCUGCUCAGAGUAGCAUCACUGUACAACAUGGCCGCCGGCAGAGGGGCAGUGUCAUCUCAGCAUAUGAGUGAAAUGGGUGAAUGUUGAUGGCCAUCUCUGUGGAAAGACAUUUGAUGGUUACAGCCCUUUUUUAUUUAUGAGGAUAAAUGUGAUGCUUUUGCGGAACAAGCUUAAUGGGGUGAAUGAUGUAAAUGCCGAUGUACUGGAGUGUGAGUUGUAUGAACUGCUGAACACUAGAGGGCAAUGGUAGGACCGUUAGGCUUCCUAAGAGGGAAGGUUAUUUAUUUUUUUUGAUGGCUGCACUUUGGAACUUUAUUUAUUUGUUUACAGUUCUGGAACCCUUAUUUUUGUUGAUAUGACUAGCUUGAUGUACAGUAUACUCUGUUCCCUUGUACACUAAAUGAUAUCCCUGUUCUCAGUGUGGUCUGUACAUGCUUUGUACUCUGGCCUAUUGUACUGAGAUAUGCAGCUCUGAAGAUGAUGAAGCCUCAUUGUCUAACAGUUGUGGGACUGAUUACUUAUUGGACUUCUUUACCCUUAGUAAUGGUGGCAGUUUAUUUAUUAUUAUUAUUAUUAUUAUUAUAUAAAAACAGCUUGUGUGUUUGCGCGUGUGUGUGCGUGUAUGCGUGUAUUUAUAUGGUUAUGUGCAAAUGAAGUUUUGAAAGUCACCGCAUAUUAUAAACUCUAUUCUUUCAUCAAAUCUCAGAUAGAAAGUCCUAUACUGUAAGUAGUAUAUAUAAUAUACUACUUUGUAAUAUUGCAUAUCAAACCCGCUGUAGAGAAUUGCUGUAAAAUAAUGUUUUGUUUUUUUUAAUUAAUAUUUGAGUGAAUUGAAACACAAGGAAUUUACAUAUCUUUCGGGAAGCAAUACAGUGCUUCUUCUACAAACAAAAAAAACCCUACAACAGACUAGACUCAGCCACUCCUGGCAGUAGUUUCUCCCUACUGUUUGCUCCUGUAUACAUGUAUUGUACAGGCUGUAAGUUUGACUUGUGCAGUCCUUGUGUCUGUGCCCUGAUGUGAUCUCUUUAAAUAACAGGCUCAUUAAAAUAUCAGAUUCAGCUGUACCAUGUUCACAAAUGCUACCAAAGUCCUGAUUUACCAACUGUUUAUUAUGUAUACCACCUAUUUAAUUGUGUACAUACAAUAUAUUAAAGACAGGGUAGGCUGGCUAUGUACACAUGUAUACUUGUAUGUAUGCAAUAUAAAUUCUAGAUUUUUUUAUUUGUAUUACAUUCAUUUUUUCUUAAAUGUGGUGCUUCCUUAAGUUAUGUAUAGGUUGAGAAUGAAGUUUUUCACUUCUAUGCUCCUGAACUCCCCUCCCUUCCCGCACAACCUCACACACCACAACUGUGUAUAUUGUAUGAGUAUUUAAAGCAUCCUGAUGAGAUCUUGUAUAUGCUGGGGACAUUUUUUUUUAUGCAAAAAAGAAAAGAACAAGUGCGAUACCAUAAUUUUGUGGAUCUUGUCAUUUAAACGGCUGCACUGCUAGUGUGGUGAAGGGAAGCAGGUUGUGGGGGGGGGGGGGGGGGGCAUGGUUCAGGCAUGGUUUUGAGCCACAGAACUGUAUAAAACUGUUUGGAGUACACUGCAAUGUAGGUUUAUCAUAAAGGAUAUCUGUUUUCAUAUGUUAUCAUAAAAUUAUCCAUAUUGACUGUCUGCAUAAUUGCUGUGGCCUGCUGAGAGUUGCAGUCGUCAGAAGUUUGAAUCUCUUUUGUCAGCAUGCUGUCUCCAUAUCCCCUUUUACUUUGCCCACAGAGGUCUCACACAUUCCAUCCCCAGUUACUUUUGUUGGUGGGGGUGGAGCACUGGGACAUUCCAGAGGAACACACCAUGCUAGGUCUUGAUUCCCUGGCUUGGACUUCCAUCUUGUUGCUCUGGGCAAUUGUUUCCUUAAACAGCACAGUAGCCUAGAUAAUCUGUAUGUUUUAUUGAGUCUUGUAAAAAUAGAAAAAUAAAAAGUGAAUCAAGAUUAAUUCAACUUUUAAGAGAUUCAAGCUUCAACAAGGACAUCUACAAUUGUAAAAACACAAAAAUGUCUUCAGAUAUUUGGAACCAACUUGAUCUAAUAAUUGACUCGUUUUCUUGUUAAUUUAUUUGAAAAUAAAUUCUUUUUUCAAAAGGCAA
Molecule: messenger RNA, 5757 nt
Organism: Anguilla rostrata (American eel)
Lineage: Eukaryota; Metazoa; Chordata; Actinopteri; Anguilliformes; Anguillidae
Gene: c2cd2l
Product: c2cd2 like
Exons: 15
Coding region: 390-2504 (704 amino acids)
Biological process (GO): positive regulation of insulin secretion involved in cellular response to glucose stimulus
Cellular component (GO): cytoplasmic side of apical plasma membrane
Molecular function (GO): phosphatidylinositol transfer activity; phosphatidylinositol binding
Source: RefSeq, a predicted model, not a curated record